CUAAUGUCAGUCCGGGACGGCGCUCCAAUGCGGGCGCACGCAAUCUGCGCGCUAUCGACCGGUCCGCGAACGAGUACUCGCACCAAUUAAAACAUAUCGUACUCGAUCGGAUUAUUGUGCGAGUGUGAACAUGAGGUGCUUAGUGCUGGUCCUGGUGGCGCUGACGGGGGCCCGGGCCGUCGCCGCGGCGGCCGCUCCCUGCGCCUUCUCGGAGGAGUUCUUCCUGAGGCAUAAUGUAUCAGCUGAUGAUAGCGAUGGACCAGGCGCGGCGUGCGGCGGGCAGUGCUGCGGGCGAGGCCGGGAGGCGCGGCUGCGGGACGCGCUCCGGCGGGCGGCGGUCGCGCGCGCCGCCGCCGCCACGAGACCCAUCGCCACGCUGCUGCUCUCCACGCGAACUACGCUGCAAGAGCACCUAACGGCGCUGUCACAUCAGUCACAAAACAAAACUGCGGUGUUGUUAGCGCAAGUGUACCGCGCGCAGGGGCCGCGCGCGCACGGGCCGCUGAGCGCGCUGUACGGCGAGGUGCGCGCGGCGCUGCGGCCCCCCGCGCCCGACCUGCUCGACGCGCUAGUCAUCGACCCGCCCAGGGACCUCGCUGUUGCUACUGACAAGUUCUUUCGUGAACUUUUCCCCUUGGCCUACCACAACAUACUCAAACUAGAUACCAAACAAUUCACAGUCCAGCACGAAAUGUGUCUUAAAGAUGCUUAUGAUGCCGUGCAGCCUUUUGGAGACGUUCCGCAACAGUUGGGUAUGACGCUGUCGAAGUCUAUGGAGGGCGCGCGGGCUCUGCUCGUGGCGCUGGGCACGGGCGCGAGCGCGCUGGCGGCGGCGGAGCAGGCGGUGGCGCGCGCGAGCGGCGCGUGCGCCGCGCGUCUGCUGCGCGCCGCCGGCUGCGCGCGCUGCCGGGGUCUCGAUGCGCCGCCCUGCCGACAUUACUGCCUCAACGUCGUGCGAGGAUGUGUGGGGGCGCCGGUGGCCGAGCUGGCGGGCGCGUGGGCCAGCUAUGUGGAGGGCGUGGAGGCUCUGGCGCGGGCCGACGCCGACGCUGCGCUGCGCGCGCUCGACGAGCGCGUCUCACGCGCCGUCAUGCACGCGCUCGAAAACAAAGUUCAGCUUGAGAAAAAGGUGCGGCUAGAGUGUGGCUCCCCUGACACGAGGGAGGGCGGCGGCGCGGUAGGCGCGAGCGCCGCGCCGGCGGGCGCGUCGCGACGCGAGGCGUUGCGCGCACCGCCGCCCGACGCGGAGCUGCUGCAGUUCGCCGCCUCGCUCGCCGCCAGCAAGAGACUCUUCUCGGCGCUGCCCGACUACUUAUGCGACGAACCCGACUUCGCCCAUGACGACAACGAUCACUGCUGGAACGGGAACACACUUGGAACGUACGAAAAACCCCUUGUGGCGAGCUCUUCAUUGAGCGACCAGAAAUACAACUCUGAAGUUGAAGGCGCCGUGCCGCAGGACCCGAAGGUGGCGGCCAUUGGCGACCAACUGCGGCAGGCCAGACAGCUGCUGGCGAGCAACACGUGGAGCAGAGCGCCGGCCGCCGAGGCGUUCAUGCAGGGCGACGAGGCGGGCGAGGAGGGCUCGGGCUCGGGCCGCAGCUACGCCUACGACGACGCCGCGCUCGACGCCGAGGGCUCCGGCGAGGAGGGCUCCGGACACGUCGCCGUCGGAAGCCGGCCGGACGGGGGAGAGGGGCCUCGGGCGCAGCCGCCGCCGACGCCGGGCGGGGCGGGACGCGCGUGCGCGUCGGCGCUGCUAGCGCUGGCGCUGCUAGCGCUGGCGCUGCUCGUGCUGCUCACCUAGGCCGCGGCCGCGCUGCUCGAGAUCCCGUCGCGACACUUCCGCCCCUGAGGAGUCCGAACCACCUACCAGAAUUCCCAUAUCAUUUUGUGUAAAGUCACGACUAGGCAAAAAGCCUUGCGCAAUAAUCGUAGUGUGAAAAAUUGAAGACUCCUUAGUUUUUCGUACCGUUUAUUCGGUGAUACUUUAUUUAGCGGAUUCCUAAGAACUUUAUUUAC
Molecule: messenger RNA, 2022 nt
Organism: Cydia amplana
Lineage: Eukaryota; Metazoa; Arthropoda; Insecta; Lepidoptera; Tortricidae
Gene: dally
Product: division abnormally delayed protein
Exons: 9
Coding region: 131-1807 (558 amino acids)
Biological process (GO): positive regulation of canonical Wnt signaling pathway; regulation of protein localization to membrane; cell migration
Cellular component (GO): extracellular region; plasma membrane; cell surface
Source: RefSeq, a predicted model, not a curated record